This is a messenger RNA of Insectozyma verbasci, 612 nucleotides long. The record is from the annotation of a GenBank genome assembly. Lineage: Eukaryota; Fungi; Ascomycota; Pichiomycetes; Serinales; Debaryomycetaceae.
AUGAGUAGUAAAAAUUCACCAUAUAAAGCUAAAAUUAUAUCAAUUGAAUCUUUACAACAAGGUAAAUGGAUUCAAACAAAAAAAAUAAAUUAUUCUGAUCCUGACGGUAAUGAUAAACAAUGGGAAAUGGCUAUAAGAACUACAAGAUCAAAAGAAGUAAAUGUUGAUGCUGUUUCAAUAGUGUCAAUUUUACAUCAUCCAAAAGGUAAAGAAUUAGUUUUAGUUAAACAAUUUCGUCCUCCAACAGAAAAAGUUGUAAUUGAAUUACCUGCUGGUUUAAUAGAUCCAAAUGAAACAAUUGAAACAACUGCUGUUCGCGAAUUAUUAGAAGAAACUGGUUAUCAUGGAGUAUUUAGAAAACAAUCUCCAAUUACAUUUUCAGAUCCUGGUUUAACAAAUGCAAAUAUGGUAUUAGCUCAUGUUGAUGUGGAUUUGAAUAAUCCAAAAAAUAAACAUCCAAAACCACAAUUAGAAGAUAAUGAAUAUAUUGAAACUUUUAGUUUACCAUUGGAUAAUUUAUUAAAUUCUUUAGAGUUGGUAAUGAAGAAAGAAAGUUGUACAGUAGAUGCUAGAUUGUAUCAUUUUGCAAUGGGUUUAGAAUUAAAUAAAUAG